Hipposideros armiger (great roundleaf bat) is the source of this 11850-nucleotide messenger RNA. It is a transcript of the gene ERBB4, whose product is annotated as erb-b2 receptor tyrosine kinase 4. Gene Ontology annotation, molecular function: ATP binding; epidermal growth factor receptor binding; transmembrane receptor protein tyrosine kinase activity. The transcript is spliced from 29 exons. The record is from RefSeq and is a predicted model, not a curated record. Gene Ontology annotation, cellular component: basal plasma membrane; signaling receptor complex; plasma membrane. Gene Ontology annotation, biological process: neurogenesis; multicellular organism development; positive regulation of kinase activity. NCBI's taxonomy places the organism in Eukaryota, Metazoa, Chordata, Mammalia, Chiroptera, Hipposideridae. The coding region runs from base 1 to 4005 and encodes 1334 amino acids.
AUGGGACAAGAACUUUCUCAACCAACAGCUCCUGGACAAGUAUGUGGCCUGCGGCAGCUUGAAUUGUGUGCUGCAGGGAGAGAAGGCGCUCUGGGGCAGUGCCAAGAUGAGCCCCAGGAGGAGGACGGGUAUUUAUUUGAUGUGAAUUCAGUGCAGGAGUUUGCAAAUCCCAACAGGCCUAUGGGUAGCACCCGGCUGCCCACAGACAGUAACAACGGUCACAAGGAAGAGGCUGAAGAUCAAGGACCUGACAACAAGGACCAAGGAUACAGCAGCUGCAGCCAGGAAGAGGAGAGGUGGGAAAAGGGGCUCAGAGAUUUAUAUUAUCAAGCUACAAAUGAGAAAAUCCAAGAUAUCAUAACAUUGUCCUUCGGUGGAGACCGUCUACCUUUCUCCCCAGAGAAAAAUGAUGACAGAAGAAGGAAAGCACAAACAGACUGGAUUAAACCCAAUGAAAUCCUAAACGGUGGAGUCUAUGUAGACCAGAACAAAUUUCUUUGUUACGCAGACACAAUUCAUUGGCAAGAUAUUGUUCGGAAUCCAUGGCCUUCCAACUUGACCCUGGUGUCAACAAAUGGGAGCUCAGGAUGUGGACGUUGCCAUAAGUCCUGUACUGGCCGAUGCUGGGGACCCACAGAAAAUCAUUGCCAGACUUUGACAAGGACAGUGUGUGCAGAACAAUGUGAUGGCAGGUGCUACGGACCCUAUGUCAGUGACUGCUGUCAUCGAGAGUGUGCUGGAGGCUGCUCAGGACCCAAGGACACCGACUGCUUUGCCUGCAUGAAUUUCAAUGACAGUGGAGCUUGUGUUACUCAGUGUCCCCAAACUUUUGUCUACAACCCAACCACCUUUCAACUGGAGCAUAACUUCAAUGCAAAGUACACAUAUGGAGCAUUUUGUGUCAAGAAAUGCCCACAUAACUUUGUGGUCGAUUCCAGUUCCUGUGUGCGUGCCUGCCCUAGUUCCAAGAUGGAAGUAGAAGAAAAUGGAAUUAAAAUGUGUAAACCUUGCACUGAUAUUUGCCCCAAAGCUUGCGAUGGCAUUGGUACGGGAUCAUUGAUGUCAGCACAGACCGUGGAUUCCAGUAACAUCGACAAAUUCAUCAACUGCACCAAAAUCAACGGGAAUUUGAUCUUUCUUGUCACUGGUAUUCAUGGCGACCCUUACAAUGCAAUUGAAGCCAUAGACCCAGAGAAACUGAAUGUCUUCCGAACAGUCCGAGAGAUAACAGGUUUCUUGAACAUACAGUCAUGGCCCCCAAACAUGACUGACUUCAGUGUUUUUUCUAACCUGGUGACUAUUGGUGGAAGAGUACUCUAUAGUGGCCUCUCCUUGCUAAUCCUCAAGCAACAAGGCAUCACUUCCCUGCAGUUCCAGUCCCUGAAGGAAAUCAGUGCAGGAAACAUCUAUAUUACGGACAACAGCAACCUGUGUUAUUAUCAUACCAUUAACUGGACAACACUCUUCAGUACUCUCAACCAAAGGAUAGUAAUCCGGGACAACAGGAAAGCUGAAAACUGUACUGCUGCAGGAAUGGUGUGCAACCAUCUCUGUUCCAGCGAUGGCUGUUGGGGACCUGGGCCAGACCAGUGCCUGUCAUGCCGUCGCUUCAGCAGGGGAAGGACCUGCAUAGAGUCCUGUAACCUCUACGAUGGUGAAUUUCGGGAGUUUGCGAAUGGCUCCAUCUGUGUAGAGUGUGACCCCCAGUGUGAGAAGAUGGAAGAUGGCAUCCUCACAUGCCAUGGACCGGGACCUGACAACUGUACAAAGUGCUCCCACUUUAAGGAUGGCCCAAACUGUGUGGAAAAAUGUCCAGAUGGCUUACAGGGGGCAAACAGUUUCAUUUUCAAGUACGCGGAUCAGGACCGGGAGUGCCACCCAUGCCAUUCGAACUGCACACAAGGGUGCAUAGGCUCAAGUAUUGAAGACUGCAUCGGCCUGAUGGAUAGGUGUAGCGGUCCCACUAGUCAUGACUGCAUUUACUACCCUUGGACGGGCCAUUCCACUUUACCACAACAUGCUAGAACUCCUCUAAUUGCAGCUGGAGUCAUUGGAGGGCUCUUCAUCCUGGUCAUCGUGGGUCUGACGUUUGCAGUGUAUGUGAGAAGGAAGAGCAUCAAAAAGAAAAGAGCCUUGAGAAGGUUCCUGGAAACAGAGCUGGUAGAACCCUUAACUCCCAGUGGCACAGCGCCCAAUCAAGCUCAACUUCGUAUUUUGAAAGAAACUGAGCUCAAAAGAGUAAAAGUACUUGGCUCGGGUGCUUUUGGAACCGUGUACAAAGGUAUCUGGGUACCUGAAGGAGAAACAGUGAAGAUCCCUGUGGCUAUUAAGAUUCUUAAUGAAACAACUGGCCCCAAAGCCAAUGUGGAGUUCAUGGACGAAGCUCUGAUCAUGGCAAGUAUGGACCAUCCACACUUAGUCCGGCUAUUGGGUGUGUGUCUGAGCCCAACCAUCCAGCUGGUUACACAACUUAUGCCCCAUGGCUGCCUGUUGGAUUAUGUCCAUGAACACAAGGAUAACAUUGGAUCACAGCUGCUGCUUAACUGGUGUGUCCAGAUAGCUAAGGGAAUGAUGUAUCUGGAAGAACGACGGCUUGUUCAUCGUGAUUUGGCAGCUCGGAAUGUCUUAGUGAAAUCUCCAAACCAUGUGAAAAUCACAGAUUUCGGACUUGCCAGGCUCUUGGAAGGUGAUGAAAAAGAGUAUAAUGCUGAUGGAGGAAAGAUGCCAAUUAAAUGGAUGGCUCUGGAGUGUAUACACUAUAGGAAAUUCACCCAUCAGAGUGACGUUUGGAGCUAUGGUGUCACUAUAUGGGAACUGAUGACCUUUGGAGGAAAACCCUACGAUGGAAUUCCAACCCGAGAAAUUCCUGAUUUAUUAGAGAAAGGAGAACGUUUGCCCCAGCCUCCUAUCUGCACUAUCGACGUUUAUAUGGUCAUGGUCAAAUGUUGGAUGAUCGAUGCUGACAGUAGACCUAAAUUUAAGGAACUGGCUGCUGAAUUUUCCAGGAUGGCUCGAGACCCUCAAAGAUAUCUAGUUAUUCAGGGUGAUGAUCGUAUGAAGCUUCCCAGUCCAAAUGACAGCAAGUUCUUUCAGAAUCUCUUGGACGAAGAGGAUUUAGAAGAUAUGAUGGAUGCCGAAGAAUACCUGGUUCCUCAGGCUUUCAACAUCCCGCCUCCCAUCUAUACUUCCAGAGCAAGAAUUGAUUCCAAUAGGAGUGAAAUUGGACACAGCCCUCCUCCCGCCUACACCCCCAUGUCAGGAAACCAGUUUGUAUACAGAGACGGGGCUUUCGCCGCAGAACAAGGAGUGCCCGUGCCCUACAGAGCCACGACCAGCACCAUCCCAGAAGCUCCAGUUGCUCAGGGGGCUACAGCUGAGAUUUUUGAUGACUCCUGCUGCAAUGGCACCCUCCGCAAACCGGUGGCACCCCACGUCCAAGAGGAUAGCAGCACCCAGAGGUACAGCGCUGACCCCACAGUGUUUGCCCCAGAACGGAGCCCACGAGGAGAGCUGGAUGAAGAAGGUUACAUGACCCCCAUGCGAGACAAACCCAAACAAGAAUAUCUGAACCCUGUGGAGGAGAACCCGUUUGUUUCUCGGAGAAAAAAUGGAGACCUUCAAGCUUUGGAUAAUCCUGAAUAUCACAAUGCUUCCAAUGGCCCGCCCAAGGCAGAGGAUGAGUAUGUGAAUGAGCCACUGUACCUCAACACUUUCGCCAAUGCCUUGGGGAAUGCCGAGUACCUGAAGAACAGCAUACUGUCUGUGCCAGAGAAGGCCAAGAAAGCAUUCGACAACCCUGACUACUGGAAUCACAGCCUGCCACCUCGCAGCACCCUCCAGCACCCAGACUACAUGCAGGAGUACAGCACAAAAUAUUUUUAUAAACAAAAUGGACGAAUCCGGCCUAUCGUGGCAGAGAAUCCUGAAUACCUCUCUGAGUUCUCGCUGAAGCCAGGCACUGUGCUGCCUCCUCCGCCCUACAGACACCGAAACACUGUGGUGUAAACUCAGCAGUGGUUUUAAGGUGGAAAGACACACCCACUCCAAUUUCCCUGCCACCUCUCUUCCUCUUAUGGUCUUCCUUCUAUCCCCAAGGCCAGUAGUUUUGAAACUUCCCAGUGGAAGAUAUAGAAAUGCAAUGAUAGUGAUGUGCUUAUCUCACUUGAACAUUAGAAGGAAGUACUGAAAGAGAAAGACAGGAAAACACCACAGUUUCUUCAUUUCUCUGCAUGGGUUGGUCAGGAGACUGGAACAGCUAGAAAAGGACCAGAAAAUAUAAGGCAGUACUGCCUGCUAUCAAACUACUUCUCAACUUUUUGUUUUUCUCUUUUUAAUCUUUUUUCUAUUUUUUUAAAAAAUUCAAAGCCUUGAAACACCCAUGCUAUCUGUUCCAAUCUGCAGGAACUGACGUGUACAGUUUUAGCAUCCCUGGAAGUCCUAAUACAGUUUCUAUUAGAAUAAAAGGAUAGCCUUUUCUAUAACACAUGAUAGUAACUGAGAUUGAGACUUCAGUUUCUUUCUCCAAUAGUGUCUAUCCUGACAAGCAAGAAUGGACAACUCAGCUUUCAUUAAGUUUAAAUCUACAUCAAAGUUAUAACUAGUAAUUAUGUUUGGAGGGCUUUCUUGUUUUUCUCUUUUCUUUUUUUGCCCCCCUUUGUUCUAUCUGUUUGUAUUACUUCUCCCCCUUUUUUUUGGCUUUAAUUUGUAAUUGCAAAGAGUGUUACAUCUAAGCUUCUUAUGCAUUGCUAUAAAUUGACAGAAUUUUAAUAAGAAAUAUUUUAAUAUAGUGAGAUGGCCACUAUUUUAAAUAUGCAGCCUUUAAAAUUAGACGAGGAGGCCAAGAUAUUAAUCAAAUGUAGCAUCAAAUCUAACUAUCAUGUUUUACACUAUUGAAUAUGUACCCAUCCCCAUUCCUUUAUAUUCUUUAAUGUUUUCUUGUCCUCCAUAAAUGGCAGUACUUGAUAAGCAGUUGGUAAUGUUAAAGUGGAAGGGAAACUAAGAGACAGUUCUCUGUGGUUCAUGAAAACUACUGACAACUUUCAGGGGUGAGCCAAUGGAAAAUCCAUUGAACUGGAAGAAACACACUGGAUUGGGUAUGUCUACCUGGCAUAUACUCAGAAAUGUAGUUUGCACUUAAGCUAUAAUUUUAUUUGUUCUCUUUCUGAACUCCAUUUUGGAUUUUGAAUGAAGCAAUAUGGAAGAAACCAGCAAAAUAACUAACUUGAGUACCUUUUUAAAAAAAGAGAUAAGGUAAAGAAAGACUGGAAAUGCCAAAACAAGCAAAUUGAGACUUUGGAACAGUAUCCAGGGAUUAUGGUGAGAGGGCCAGCACAUUAUUUACAUGUGACAUCACAUUUGUUUUUCAUAAGUUGUCCAAUUUGUAUACUGCAUAUUAAGGACUGCAAGUAAGGAUUAGCUUGAAUUCCAUGGAAUUUCUAGUAUGAUAUUCUAUUUAUAUUAAGUGGAAGGUAACUCUUUGCACAUAAAUUAGUAUAAUAAAAAGAAAUACACAAACAUUCACAGCUUAUAGAUAGGCCCUUGAGUCAAAUGUUGUAAAUAAAUGUGAAAAAUCUUCUCAUGUAAUUAUUUUAAUAUCCAAUAUACUAAUCUUUUGAUACUUCAUAUAAGAACUCUUUUUCUUCAAAUACAACAUCCUAGUUCUAGAUCCAUCUUUAUUAUGUAUGAUUUUACAAGAAUACCUGCUGAGUUAAGAUGAGCAAUUGAGCAAUAGGAACAAAAUGGUAGAAAAUAGAGUCUCCAGGAAAAAGGAACCUUAGGUGAGUAAUUAGGAAAACUGGAUGUAAGUCUCUCUCUUGUCUAGGGUCAAAUUUGAAUCUAUCAUAUAUAUUCUCCAUUGGUAAAACAGAAUUUAGGGGAAAAUGCAAAUAAAUCUAUGUUUCUGCUUAUUUUGAAAAAGUAAAUGUAUCCAUCCACUCAACUCCUUCAUUUUUUUCAACUGAUAUUUACUUAGAGUCUACUAAAAUCACUGUGUUAUGUGGGGGAAUACCCACAUAAAUGUAAUAUUACUAUUAACUGAAAAAUUCUACAGCCUAGAUUUAUUUGGAACUACAUUUGUAUUCCUCCAUAAGUUCAAAAAAUAAGAUAGGGACUUUUUGUGAGCAGUCAUCAUAAAAUCAGCUGUUUGUUAAAAGAUCUCCAGUGAACUCAUUUGGGCUAUGCAUUAAACAUCCUGAAAAUUACUGAAGUUGGCAUAUAAGAUAGUUUCAAUGUUAUCAUCUAAACACAAACUGGUCUAGAAGGAUAGUGCAUCGCUGGCUUGUUAGCAUAUCUGGAUUCUAACUUGAUCAUUAAAUCAAUGGUUGAUGAUGGUCUUUGGCCAAGAACCUUGGAGGCAUUGGGAUGGGUUUUGUCCUAAAUUAUGAGAAGUAAGGUAAGCUAAAAGAGUGAGGAAUAGCAAGGGAGUGGUUUGUGAGAUCCCUUCUAGUACAGUUCAACUAUGAACUUCCUAAGGUUGAAAAUACAGACUGAGUCAGGGGUUGCAGCCUAACAGCUCAGAGCUCUCCCACCCAUUCAGAGGAACAUCCAGGAAAAGGAGACCUCACAUCAAUACUUACAAAAAUUUGGAUAUAAGCCUCCUCUUUUAGAUAAAUCUGUACCUACCCAUCACUGACAGCACACUUAUUGGAUACUAGAACUUGACGCCCCCUUCUGAUUUACAAUGUUCAUAUGUCUCUAUUGUGGUAUGGAAAGCACAAUCAUUUAUUUUGAAAAAGGGAAAAAUUUAUUUUUUCUUUUUUUUUUUCUGUUAAAGUACUAGAAAUGCAUUCAGUGAAUGUAGUCUCCUUCAUUCUAAGAACACGAGACCCUUACACAUCAGGUAAUCUCCCACUGCUAACUGGAGAUAGAUGCAAGUAUAAUCCAAAAUGACUCAAAAGGUUUCACAAGAGCUCCACUUUACUGUUCCUUUUUCAGUGAUUUCUGUAGUACAUACUUGAUUUCAAUAGUUUUAAGAUUUCUCUUUUGUUUUAUUUUUGUCCCCCUAGGAAAACAUAUUUCAGAGAGUAUGAAAGGGAGAAAACAAAAAAAGUUUCAUUUGUUCCAAAGAAUAAUUUAUUCAACCUAGUAGGGCAAAUUUUUAAAUGCCAAGUAAAGCCUGCAAAGUGUAUUGGAAUAUCAGAUUUCAGAGGCGAGAUGUAUCAGCGCAAAUCUUCAGAAUCAUUUAAGCAAUUUGAGAAAAAUUGAUAUUAAAAUUAUGCAGACUAUUUUUUUAAAUAACCAAAUUUUGUAGCUUAUACCUAUCUUGGGGAAUCUUAUUUUCGGAUAUUGAAAAACUGUUACUAAAUGGUUGUUUAAAGAAGUAGUUCUUAGGGUGAGAAAAGAUGUCCUCUAAACCAGGGUAGACCCAGAACCACAACACAUCCUGUACCAAGAAGAGGUGCUUGGACUGCUGAGCAGCAGUUGGCUUUCUGAAUAUUAGUAGCACAGGUUAGGAUAAGAGUUCUUUUUCAAGUGAUAAUCCUGAAAUAGCAUUAAAAACAGAAACAAUGCAAUACUCUUAUUAUAUUUAAAAACACAAACUUAAAAUAGGAGAUUUUUCUUAGUAGAUCAGGAAGAAUGACUGAAUAUCUGCAACUUAAGAGAAGACAUAGUGUUCUUCUAAGUGUUACAAUGUGUGUGUUAAUACCUUCUAAAGGCAGGACAUGGCGUGGAGAUCAUGCAUGUGCCCAAUGCCAAGUACAAACCAGUAGAAGGACUGUGAAGUUCUGCUGCUACGUGAAGCUGGAGGAGCUAUGAACGUGCUUCUUAAAGUGUCAAGAGUGAAAAGAAAAAUAAACAUGUGUAAGCCCGACAGGGAAGGAUGUAAAUAUAAGUUUUUGAGAGCUAUCUAACCUUAUUUCAAAACUUGAAUUAUUCAUCCAUCUAUAAAUGUUGAUUAUUUAACUAGUAUAUGUAGUUCAUAAGGUAAUAGGAAAGGUGAUCAUGAAAGCAUGUAUAUAACUGAGCAGAACCAUGAUAAUGCUGUAAGAUGUAGAUUUAGUUAGGUUAUGAGACAUUAAAUGAUUUUAAUACUAUUAAGUAAAUGAAACUAGAAAAUUAAACACAAAAUAUAAUGUAAUAAAAUAAAAUGCAAGAUAUGAACGUGUAGGAUGGAUUUUGCAUAGUAAAAAAAUAAGUUUGCCAUUUAAAAUUGUUAUUUGUUAGGUUUAGCUGAAAGUAGGCAUAUACAGAGCUGGUUCCACUUCUGACAAUUUGCUUUAAAGCAUUAUCAUUAAUUUCUUCUUCAUUCUUUUAUUCCUUUAUCACACUUUAAAUGUAUUAAGGGUAAAGAUAAUUUUUUUAAAAAAAACCUGUUUUGCAAACACUACCCUGUAGAAGCAAAUAUGUCCCUCAUGACUUUAAUUAAGAAGGCUUCAUAAUGAAGGAAGGGAAAUGAAAGUGUUCUAUUACCUUAUGCAGAGACAGAGAAUGAGUGAUGCCAUUUCGUAAACAAACAAAAUACAUUUACUGUGUGACGUGUUCUUUCUUUUUCCAUAACACCUCCCAUUUCCAAAGACAAAACCAAGGAACUAGUUAACAAUAUUCUGAUAAAUAAAUGCUAAAUAAACCAAGCAUUUCAAACUGCUGUAUUUCCAUUACUUUGGACUCUAGUUAUUAGACUGAUGGUUUUUAAUAAGGCAGAUGAGCAACCCACGCGGAUAAGCUGCUAGUUGUUAAAAAGCCAGAUAAAUUCCCUUCUUCGUAUGCUAUGGACAGAGAACUCCGCUGUGCCUCUCCUUGUGUAUAUGGAUUGUGAAGGGCAGGCUUGUACCCAUGUAGAGACAUAAAGGCAGACUCAAGUCUCCUGAUUGUCAUUUGCUUUAGAACGAAUAACCUACAGAAGUAGAUUGGAUGUGAUUUUAAAAUAACAACAUCAGUGGAGACCUCGAUAUUGCUGAUAUUACAGUGGGGCCAGCUUUUAUAUUUCUGGGUAGCAUUAAUACGAUGUUUCUGAUCCCGGAGAUGUCUUUGCGAGAUGAGUUCUCUCUACAGUUGCAAACAUGAAGCUGUUGAUUGUGUCAGGAAAACCUUGUGUUUGUGUGGACAAGUGGCUUUUAACACCAUGGCUGCUUUGUUCUUUUCAUUAAAAGAAAAGUCUCCAUAAAAGAGUAGAAAUUUGAGAUGCCCUCUUGAAGUCCCCCUAAUUUUGUGGAGGUGCAAAAAAUGUAGGACUUGUCACUUUUGCAGACCCCUGUCUCAACUCUUCCCAGCCAAGUGAUACUUUGGGCAGAAGAAAAUGCUUUUCUAGUUGCAAGCCGAAAAGAAGCUAAGCCCAAUUUCAUGGGGGUAUUCACAUGCAUCCCCUGGAAAAUACUCUCUGACAGUCGGUUUUACAAUUAAGUGAUUAUCUUGUUAGGCAUCACAGACAAAUUCAUUUCUCUCUGGACCUUGGAGGAAAAUGCCCCCCUUAUUUCUUUUCCUAUUGGCACAACUGCCUCCGUUCUCUUCACUUUUCUAUCACUCAUUCAGAGGGGUCCUCUGGAUGCUUAAGCCAUAGUGGACCCCUGAGGUCCCGCACCCUGCUUUGGGAAAUAAUGACUUAACCUCUGCCCUCAAAUGCUUGACUUUUCCAUAAAAAGAUUCUAGCAAUUUGGACAUUAUCUGAAUUACUUCUCAAAUAAAUUACUGCACAGAAUAUACUUUAUGAUAUUAAAAUUUUGUUUUUCCAUGAAGAUUGAUUCCUUUACUAUGUCCUUCUCUGUAAGAAUUGGGGACGAGUCAGCCCUGCAAUGAAUCUUGAAACUCAUAUUAUGUGCACAUGCCCUUGGUACAUCUUAGGUUGAAUGUUUUCAUAAAAACCUGACAUAUAACUAAGAAGUCAGUUUUGCCAGCAAAUUAACUUAUUUGCUUUAUCUCAUUUUAUUCCUGAUCGCAAAUAGUUUAUAGCUGCUGUAUUUUUUUUUUCACAAAUGAAGAGUCUUAUUAUCGUAAAGGUAAAGGAGACCCAGCUUUGAGAACCAGCUGUAAUCCUUUAUUGGUUCAUUCAUCCAUCGAAGAAAUAUAUAAUGAGUGCAGUUUUGCUGUAAUGAAAAUCCGUGUUGUCUAAUAGGGUGCCAUUCUUUCUCUAUUUUGCUCUCUAAGGACGUUUUUCUUCGAACGCUCUCAUGAGUUUUACCCAUAUCAUGAGAAGUGGUUAUAUUUGUACAAAUAUACAAAUAUAAGAAAAACUUUCAUACCUGUAGGCAGCAGUCUAACAUGUCCAAACCACUUUGCCUUUACUGCUAUUUUUACUCCUGAUGUGUAGAUGUUUCUCCCAGGCCUGUAGCCCUUUUGAAGGAAGGCAAAUCAUACCUCCUCUAUACUGGCAUAACCUGCUUUUCGAGGAUCAUUUCCAGAUUUUUUAGUUAAUGAAGGGUUGUACUUUUUCCCUAAUGUGAAAGUCAUUUUCCUGUAUAUUUCUGGAUAUCUCAGGGGCUGGGAGGGGGGAGUGAGGGGACUACACCAUAGCACUCCAAGAACCCUUUUGGGAUUACUCCAGUACUCAACUACGAAAGUUAUUUUCUAAAUGUAGAUACGUACGCUGUUCUUUUAAAAGUAAGGUACUUUGAAAUAUGUAGCAUAAAUUGGUACUGCUGUUAAAUGGGUCGAUUAUUAAGCUGAGCAGCUGUGUGAAGGCAGCUAACUUUGAAUGCACCCCUCAUUGGCUGGUGUGUCAACAUCUCACGCUGUGAGCGCCAGGGACUCGCAUUGCUGCGUGUCAAAACUGCAUUUUCUCAUGGUGUGACUGGCCAUUGAUCUUUCUUGAGCACCAUUGUGACAAGAUGAAAUGAAAAUGAGACCAAUCUGCAAGACAUUUCAUAGCACAAAUAAUAAUAAUAAUAAUAAUAGUAAUAUAAUAAUAAUGUCAUGUUAAAUCUCUCACACAUUCAUCUCAUACAUGCAUCAAAAGAGUUGAUUAAGAUCAGUUCAGGUGAUAAAGGGAGACACUCUACUGAAAAGAUAGAGGCUUAAGGUAUUUUAUACAUUUGUAUUCAUUUCCUUAUGUUCUUGUAAACAGAAAACAAGCCCUCUCUCUUGUGAAGUAUCUUCAAAGGACAGGGGUGCAAAGUCCUUACCAACAUAGUUGGUAAGCCAUAAAUGUUUCAUUAAAAUCCCAGUGUUCAAAGUUAGCUGCCUUUUGAAAUAAACAAAAAAUACUACUGUAUGUUUGAAAAUGUGAAUAGUAUUUUUAUAGCUUGUUAAAGACAUGGCUAGUUGCAUUUGUAAAUAAGAAUAAUGUUGCUUUGAUUUUCUUUUGUGGACAUCUUUAUUUGGAACAUAAUUGUCUUUAGGGUUGAUUUGUAUAUAAGUAAUUGGCUUGUGAUUGUUUCUUUUUGGUUGGAAGUUAUCAUUUUGACAUUACUUGUGAUUCUGUGUUUAGCACUAUUGUGACGUGUUCAACCUCUGCACUCGCUUACACAAUAGGAUAUGCCAAUUGUGUGUUGUGUAACGUUAUUUUGAUUUUUUUUCUAUUUUACCUAUGAAGGAUUAUGCACUUAACACAUACUAACUUUUUUAAUGUUAGGUGUAUUUUUUAGUAUAAUUUCCCUUAUUCAUUUUUCUCCUUCAACCCUUCACCCCAUUCUCGUUUCCUUCCCCCAAUUUCUGUUGUGAUUUGAAAAUGAGGGACAGAAAAUAUUUUAAAUUUCUGUAAUUAAGCUUUUUCGGUUAGUUCUCAAGGAUCCUCUCUUGGCUCUUGGGAAAGAAUUGUACCUGUACAAGGCAAUUAUAGAAUGCGACCUGCUUUGCCUCAUUCCGUACUGAUCAUCCUAGCUGAACAAUUUGAAAACUGUUCUGCUUUUUUGUUACAUGAAUCUGUCAGAAAUAUAUUUUUAAUUUAAUAUAAAUGAAAUUCAAUAAAAUAUGAAACAA